AUGGGCAACGAGGAGUCGACCCUCGUCGCCGAGUCGGUCAGGCCCCAGACGCUGACGGAGCGGUCGCUGGCAGCAGUGGCAGCCUACUUGAAGGACGAGUCGAAGAAGAGAAAAGUCGUCGUCCUCACGGGCGCGGGCAUCUCCACCGCCGCCGGGAUCCCUGAUUUCCGGUCCCCCAAAACAGGACUCUACAACAACCUCGCGCGCCUCAAUCUCCCCUACGCCGAGGCCGUCUUCGACAUCUCCUACUUCCGCUCGCACCCCGAGCCGUUCUACGUCCUCGCGCAGGAGCUCUACCCGGGCAAGUUCCACCCCACCGUCUCCCAUGCCUUUAUCAAGCUCCUCGACACAAAGGGCAUGCUGCAAAUGCUCUUCACGCAAAACAUCGACUGCCUCGAGCGGCGGGUCGGUGUCCCCGCGGACAAGAUUGUCGAGGCGCACGGCAGUUUUGCCACGCAGCGGUGCAUAGAGUGCAAGGUAGAGUUCCCCGACCACCUCAUGAGGGAGCACGUAGCGAGGGGCGAGGUGCCACGGUGCCAGGAGGGGGGCUGCACGGGGACGGUGAAGCCGGACAUCGUCUUCUUUGGCGAGAUGCUGCCGUCUGCGUUCGGGGAGAAUGCAGGGCAGGCGCGCACGGCGGAUCUGGUCUUGAUCCUGGGGACGAGCCUGACGGUGCAUCCGUUUGCGGGGCUGCCCGAGCUGGUGGCCGAGGGGAAGCCGAGGGUGUUGUUCAAUAUGGAGAGGGUAGGGCGGCUGGGCACCAGGCCGGACGACGUCAUGGAGCUGGGGUCGUGCGACGAGGGCAUUCGCAAGUUGGCCGACGAGCUGGGGUGGAGGGACGAGCUGGAGGCGUGCUGGAGGGAGGUUGUUGGCCACGAGGAGGCGGACAGGCAGUUGGGGAGCGCGAGACGCGGGGAGCAGGAGGUCGAGGAUGAGGUGCAAAAGUUGACCGAGGGGGUGCAGGAGGCGUUGAGGCUUUGUGAGAGCGAAGACGAGGCAGGGCCAUUGACGCAACAGGGCGUUGAGAAGACGCAGACGAUGGGCAAUGAGGAUCAUGAGGCUGUGGUUUCUGGGGAGCCAACGGCUGCAAAGGGAGAGCAUUCGAUGGCUCGAGCGCAAUCUUCCAAAGAGGCCCCCGGGUCUCCUGUUGAGCAAGAUGUUGCUCAAGCAGCGGCUGAAGCAGCAGGUCCCGAAAGAGUCAACGAAAAGGAAAAGGAAAAGGAGGUUGGAAAACCGUCACUUUAA
Molecule: messenger RNA, 1245 nt
Organism: Metarhizium acridum CQMa 102
Lineage: Eukaryota; Fungi; Ascomycota; Sordariomycetes; Hypocreales; Clavicipitaceae
Product: Sir2 histone deacetylase Hst2
Cellular component (GO): nucleus
Molecular function (GO): NAD+ binding; histone deacetylase activity, NAD-dependent
Source: RefSeq, a predicted model, not a curated record